CUCCCCACAAAAUACUUUUCGCGCCAAGGAACCAACCAAUACCAUCGAGGAGAAGGGAAAGCGGUGAGGUCCUGCCUCCAUGGACGGCGGCGACGUCGACGGCGGUGUUGGUGGUGGCGGGGGCAUCGAGAAGGACGAGGAGGCGGAGGAGAGGACGGAGCUCCUCCGAGAUCGCUUCCGCCUCUCCGUCAUCUCCAUCGCCAACGCCGAGGCGAAGAAACUCGACAUGGAGGCCUCGGAGCCCGUGGUGGCGUGUGUCGCCGAUCUAGCUUUCAAGUACACCGCAGAGCAGUUGGCAAGAGAUGUCGAGCUGUUUGCACAGCAUGCUGGUCGCAAAUCUGUAAACAUGGAAGAUAUUAUAUUAUCAGCACAUAGAAAUAAACACUUGACUGGCUUAUUGAGGUCAUUUUCUCAAGAAUUGAAAGGGAAAGGGCCUCAGACUGAAAGGAAGAGAAAGAAAUCUUCAAAAAAGGAAGAUAAGGCAAUUCCCAGUUGAUUGGAAAAUCUUCUGCUAUUUAUUGUGCAGCUGAGGGAGGUAAUUGGUAAUUCUAGUGUCAAAGUGCUUAGCUGCAGAAAGAUAUGCACUUGCUCCUUGCCUUGUGGUUAAUGGCAGUAGUUUUGUUCCUAUAUUCUGUUAUUCAGGUUCAGAUAACCAUAAGAAUUCACUACUUGUGUAAUACUUGUUAUAUCAGUUGAAAGUUGAUCUAUGUGAUAUCAAAAAACCCAUAAGCUUUUACUACAUUGGGGGAAAAAGAACAUUUUAUUGUUAGAUAUUUAAUUUACUUUUCAUUCUAGAGAAAGAUUGCAGUUUA
This is a messenger RNA of Phoenix dactylifera (date palm), 812 nucleotides long. RefSeq names its product Histone superfamily protein. Lineage: Eukaryota; Viridiplantae; Streptophyta; Magnoliopsida; Arecales; Arecaceae. Gene Ontology annotation, biological process: replication fork processing; resolution of meiotic recombination intermediates. Gene Ontology annotation, cellular component: FANCM-MHF complex. Gene Ontology annotation, molecular function: protein heterodimerization activity; chromatin binding. The record is from RefSeq and is a predicted model, not a curated record.